AUGCGGAAGAUGCGAGGGGACGCAGAUCGCGUCAGGAGGCUCGUCGCCGAAACGGAGGAUUCUCUGGCUCGUAUGAUCCUCCUCGUCCGGCAUGUGCCGGUGGACAUUGAACGCUGGGAUGCUCGGCACGGAGAUCCUCCGGGGGUGCCCCUUGGACAUAAGGAUGCCGCCGUCCAAAUCGAUCCUUCGACCGAGAAGGAGGAUAGUAUACCUCUCGAGGACGACCAAGGGCUGGAUGACACUCGAGAGGUCACAACGGAGGAGUUGAAGGCCUUUGUCCAGUCAUUUCGACGUAUUCGCUCCAGGGUCAAUGAGGAAGCUGCGACGGCGUUCUCGCGCGAAGACGUGCGGGCAGUGACCACGCUCUCGGAAGACUGGAGCGAGGAGCACCCAGCUCUGCACGACUGUCGACGCAGCGCGGAUCAGCAGGCGCGCUUCGACACGCACAAAAUAUUGCAACCCAGACCCCGCAUCGGCGUGGACGAGCAGGGCCAUCCCUACAACGACUGGAGUGCUUGCCAACCCGAACCACGGCCACGCAAGCGGCUGCAGCGGGAACGAGUCGUAAUGAGCCAACUCUGGAUGCGAUUCGAUCACCUCGUCCCUGAAACCGACGUUCGCCUUCACCCAGCACCCAUUUGCCCGCGGCAACCCAGAAUCUUCGCCGACCAGCAUCAAGUCCGAUUCUCGGAUGUGCCACAGACAGUCCAUUAUGUACUGGAACGCUGGCACCGCACCUACGGACGAUGCUGCGAUUGCAUUGUCAGAGCGAUGCGGACCUUCCCCCCCUGGAUCAUGAAGACACACGAGGCAGACGAAUCUAUGGAUGGUAACCCCGUUUUUACAAAUAACUUGGACGACGAGUUGGUGGAAUGGGAUGAGACAAGAAGACGCUGGCGUCAUCUCGUGCUGGACCACUAUCGCUGGAUACCGGUUCAUGACUUGGAGGAGAGGACGAACGAUAGCACCGCUGAUCCGGAGAUCCUCAAUGGAACGACUGAUGUCCCUGUUCCUGAAGAUGACUGGGCUUGGACUCGUGUAGACUUGAGUACACUCCGCGGUGUCUAUUAG
This is a messenger RNA of Punctularia strigosozonata HHB-11173 SS5, 1071 nucleotides long. RefSeq lists its product as uncharacterized. The record is from RefSeq and is a predicted model, not a curated record. The transcript is spliced from 2 exons. NCBI's taxonomy places the organism in Eukaryota, Fungi, Basidiomycota, Agaricomycetes, Corticiales, Punctulariaceae. The coding region runs from base 1 to 1071 and encodes 356 amino acids.